ACCUUACUAUUCUUCGCGCUUUCCUCGGCCUAUUAAAGGAGAGAGAGAGGAGAGAGAGAGAGGAGAAACGGGCAAGGCAAAGAAGAGGAAUGCUAAUGGGGAAGAGGCCGCGCACUCCGAUUAAGAGAACGACAAGCCUGAAGGAGCUGUCUCCCGAUCUUUCGGCAGCAACCUCUCCGGCAGAAAUCCUACCACCGCCUCCGUUGGCAGAGCUCUGGCGGGAUGGAAAGCUGCCGCCUUCGCCGGCGCCACGGAGGGGCUUGAAGAGGAGGUGCUCCGGAGAUCCUUCCGUAGCAGAGGCCGCCCCCUUCCUCACGGCUUGUGGUCUCUGCAAGCGCAGCCUCGGCCCUGGUUUUGAUACUUUCAUGUAUAGGGGAGAAGUUGCUUUCUGCAGCAGCGAAUGCAGAGAAAAGCAGAUAACCAUAGAUGAGAAGAAAGGGAGGAAGAAGUGCUCUUCUCCUGCUAUUGUAAAGAAAGCUGAACUUCCUCCGCCUCCAAAGAGCUCUGAAUCAUCUGCGGGCAAUGAAACAAUUGUUGCUGCGUAAACAGUAAAGUUUAUCUCUUUUCUCCCUCUGCAACUCUCUGCAUCAUAUACCAUCAAUACAGGCAACAUGUCUGAGCUCCAUGUUUAAGCAAAUUAGAUUGGUAUUGGUUUUGUUCGUCUCAUUUUCUCAGCUUCAAUGUGAACAUAAUGUGUAUUUUUUAGAUUUUAGAAGUUAUGAAUUCUCCAUUUCAUACUUAUCAUUGAGUGAAAUAGAGCGAGUUAUGCAGUGAUUUACAGCGUGGUUUUUUGUAUUUCUUCAAA
Messenger RNA from Phalaenopsis equestris, 805 nucleotides. RefSeq lists its product as uncharacterized. The transcript is spliced from 2 exons. Bases 90 to 545 code for a protein of 151 amino acids. Lineage: Eukaryota; Viridiplantae; Streptophyta; Magnoliopsida; Asparagales; Orchidaceae. The record is from RefSeq and is a predicted model, not a curated record.